ACAAUUUCACCUGGCGACACUGUUUCGUAUGUUUUGACAACUGUGCGUGUAUAAGUUGUAAAUUUAUUGAAAUAGCUUGAAAAUAUUUUUAUUAAGUUAGAAAAUUUGGUGUAUAUUUUACAAUGCCUCCAACGAUACAAAAUGGAACUUCCACGCAAGAAAAACGGCCUGUUAAACCAGCAGAAAAAAAGUCCGACUUGAUAUGCAGGGUGAAAUAUUGCAACACGCUGCCUGAUAUCCCGUUUGAUUUGAAAUUUAUCUCAUACCCGUUUGAUUCAUCAAGGUUUAUACAAUUUAAUCCAACCUCGUUGGAGAGAAAUUAUCGGUAUGAAGUGCUCACUGAACAUGAUUUGGGCGUUGCCAUUGACUUGAUUAACAAAGAUAUUUACGCUGUGGAACCAGGUGCUAUGCUUGAUCCAGCUGAUGAGAAACUCCUAGAAGAAGAUAUCCUAACACCUCAAGACUCGAAAAGGUCCAGACACCAUGCAAGAUCUGUCUCUUGGCUUCGCAGGACUGAAUACAUUUCAACAGAACAGACUCGAUUCCAGCCACAAAGUAUGGAUAAAGUCGAAGCGAAAGUUGGCUACAGUAUUAAGAAGAAUUUGAAGAAUGAAACAUUGUACAUGGACCGUGAUUCACAAAUCAAGGCUAUUGAGAAAACGUUCAGUGAUACAACGAAUCCGAUUGAAAAGCAUUACAGCAAGCCGAAUGUGACUGCUGUUGAAGUAUUGCCAGUGUUUCCCGAUUUCAAUCUGUGGAAAUAUCCAUGUGCUCAGGUUAUUUUUGAUUCAGAUCCAGCGCCUGUUGGUAAACAAGUGCCCGCGCAGAUUGAGGAAAUGUCACAAGCUAUGAUCAGAGGUGUGAUGGACGAACGUGGCGAACAAUUCGUCGCCUACUUCCUCCCAACUGAAGAGACUCUAGUUAAAAGACGGGAAGACUUUGCUAACGAGAUACCAUACCAAGACGAUGAAGAAUAUGAGUAUAAAAUGGCAAGAGAAUACAACUGGAACGUGAAGAGUAAAGCAAGCAAAGGUUACGAAGAAAAUUACUUCUUCGUAAUCAGACAAGAUGGUGCCUACUAUAAUGAGCUAGAAACCCGUGUCAGAUUGAGUAAACGUCGCCAGAAAGUUGGCCAACCUGCCAGCAACACCCGUCUUAUCGUCAAACACCGACCAAUGGAUGCGAACGAAUUCCGAAUGCAAAGAUACCGCGAAAAACAACUCGAACCUGCAGGCGAUGAAGACGAAGAAAUGGAAAUGGAACAAAACGAAGAACCACAAGAAAACGAAAAAGAAAGCGACGCGGAAUCGUCAAGAUCCAAAUCACCGUCACGUUCAAGAUCUCCGUCUAGAUCCCGAUCACAGUCUAAAUCUCCCUCACGGUCCAGAUCCAGAUCCAAAUCGCGAUCAAGAUCCAGAUCCAAAUCGCGGUCAAGAUCCAGAUCAAAAUCUGCGUCUAGAUCCAGAUCACGUUCACGCUCGGCUUCCGGAUCGCGAUCUCCUUCCAAAUCGCCGUCACGAUCCAGAUCCGGAUCCAAAUCACGAUCACCAUCACGUUCCAAAUCACGGAGUAAAUCACCGUCCAGAUCCAGAUCCGGAUCGCGGUCAAGAUCCGGAUCCCGAUCUGGAUCCGAAUCCGGCAGCAAGUCGGACAGUGAUUGAACCACUAACGUUUUAUUUAAGUGUCAAGUCAUUGUUUAUUGGAUUUAGAUGUAAAUAUGGUUUAAUAAACAAUACCUGAAUA
Messenger RNA from Tribolium castaneum (red flour beetle), 1743 nucleotides. It is a transcript of the gene atms, whose product is annotated as antimeros. Gene Ontology annotation, biological process: transcription elongation by RNA polymerase II. The record is from RefSeq and is a predicted model, not a curated record. Gene Ontology annotation, molecular function: RNA polymerase II complex binding; chromatin binding. Gene Ontology annotation, cellular component: Cdc73/Paf1 complex. Bases 123 to 1661 code for a protein of 512 amino acids. The transcript has 5 exons. Lineage: Eukaryota; Metazoa; Arthropoda; Insecta; Coleoptera; Tenebrionidae.